This is a messenger RNA of Vitrella brassicaformis, 3538 nucleotides long. Lineage: Eukaryota; Vitrellaceae. The record is from the annotation of a GenBank genome assembly.
GUCACCAUUGAUUGAAUCAGAUCAGCCGACCACUCAUCCACAGUGCUCAGGCAGCACCACAGGACAAAACAACAACCACCCCUCAAAGCACAACACAAGACCACCCAUCCGUCCCCACAGCCCCUGCAUUGCAUGGUCACGUCAGAUCGCGUCACGCCGCACCUUUCCUCUGCUGCUAUUUUGUUUGUUUUUGUCUUGUCUUUUGUUGGCCUUGUCGAUGGCCGCCCGCUUGGCCUUGAGCUUAGCGGCCGCCUCCUGCUUGCUCUUCUCCGUGUACUGAACACACAUUUAGCACACACACACACACACAUCCACACAACACAGAGAGGGGAGGCGAGUGAGGUGCAGUCCAGGUGAGAGACCCACCUCGAUUCGGUGGAGGAGUCGGCGACGCUGCACGCAACGCACACAGCCACACACACACAAGGCAUGAAAUGCGACGGACGGACGGACGAGGGCGCCGGUGUGUUUGUGCGCGAUUCCAACCUUUUUCGAGAGCAGCGCCUUGGCCCGCUCUCUCUCCUCUUCCUCACGCAGCUCCCUCCUACACACACACACACACACACACGCACGCACGCACAGCCAGCAUAGAGAAGGGCAGAGCAAUCCACAGCCGUCCGUCAAGGCGACGUCAGAUUCCAGCUGCUCAGUCGGGGCUCGCUCACGUACUUGCUCUUGGUCUUUGGUGGGGCCUCCUCCUCCUCCUCCUCCUCCUCAACCUCAACCUCAACCUCAUCUACUUCUUCUGCCUCCUCUGCCUCUUCGUCUGCCUCCUGGGCUUCUUGCUCAGGCUCAUGGUCAACGGUGGCCUUCCGCUUGCGAGACGACCCCUGCUGCUGCUCCUUCUCCUGCUGGUCGUCGUCAGCCUCAUUGGCUGCUGUCGUGGGCUUCUUGUUGGGUUUCUUCUUGGCCUUUGCUGACGUAUCGGCUCGCGCAGAGUAGGACGUGCCCUGACACAAACACAAACACAACACCAUGAGCACAGACACGACAGAUGGAUUCUCUCAUGCGAGCAGAGACAGAGAGAGACAGAGAGAGACAGAGAGAGGGCAAUGGUGUGUGACCUACCCACCCACCUUGGCUUCCAUGUCGAGUUCACUCAUGAAGUGGACCUCUUUAGCCAGCCGCUCCUGCCGCGUCAUCUCGUCCUCCUCCUCCUCCUCGUCGCCUGACGACCCCUCGCCCUCGAGCUCGUCAUCCUCGCCAACCACACGGCGCUCGUCGCCCUCAUCUAGGUGGAUGACCACAUAGCAUAUGCACCACCACACACUUGGUAAGAAACCAGGGCGAGAGGGGCAGAGGGGGGAGGGGGGAGGGGAUUGCUUAUCUACUUUCAUCGAUGAGUUUGCUCUGUCGCUGCCGCUCCUUGAUGAUGGCGUCGAGCAGCUCCCGCUGCUUGGGCACAUAGCCCUCCCUCACGUCGUCCUGACGGCGGUCAACCAUCACGCCAACACAUCCAUCCAUCCAUCCGUCUGUGCUGCACUUGGGUGGCUGCCCGGGUAGUGGGGCAUACCACGAAGGGCGAGAGGUGGGGCGGGAGAGUCUUGCCGGGUUUGUAUGGCUGGAUGGGCAGCAGCACGCCGCUGUUGAGGCUGUCGAAGACCCACUGUGGCUGCACCACCUCGCGACACCUCAACAGCUCCUCGGGCGCACACAGACGCAGCGCUGAAGACAGCACGGACACACACACACACACAGAGACAGACAGACAGCAGCAUAAGUAAGCCCACACGCGCUGUCGUGUCGCCGUUGGUCAAUCACUCAGUGUGGCCGGCCGUACCUUCAGGCGGCCUGUCGACGAUUUGGUGGGUGAUAGCUGGGUCGGCCUCGCCAAACGGAGAACCCUCCCCCUGCACAAAUCGUGUGUGUGCUAUGACAUGGCCAUGUCACUGGCUCACCCACCCUCUCACUCACUCACUCACUCAGUCACUGACCUGCCAGCCUACUCGCCCCCCGCAGCUGAGCACAGCCAAAGCCAACGGUUGCAGCGGCACCUCUCUGAACCAAUCCAUCGAACGACGAGUGAGAUACACACACACACACAUGUGGGUGGGGACAAGAGAGUCUGUCUGUCUGUGUGUCUGUCUGUCUGUCUACCGACCGACCCACCGGUUGAGGAACAAGACGAGCUGAGCGAAGAGCUUUUUGACGUGAGCAGCUGCAGCCUCCUUCUCCUGAGGUGGUACAUAAAGACACAUUACAGGCACAUGAGGUCUGCCGGGCGGGCUGGCUGGCUGGCUUGGGUGGAAGCAUGCCUUGAUUUCCUGGAGGAUGGUCGAGUCUUCAAAGUCUUUCGUGUCCACCGCUGGGCCAUCGGGGCCACCCUGACCCGCACACAAUGACAAACGGAUUCACACACACAAGAGACGAAGGUCAGUCCAUCCCGUCCGUUUGCCUGUGUGCGUGCCACUGACCUCCUCGUCGGCAUCCUCUUGGCCCUCUUCGCCCUCCUCCUUGUCGCCCUCUGCCAAGUCAUCCAGCCGGCCGCCCAUCCCCUCUAUCCGCUUGCCCUGGGAGCCCUCACCCCCUCCUCCACCUCUGGCGCCCUCUUCCUCCUCCUCCUCCCCCUCCUCCUGCUGCUGCUGCUGCUGCUGGCGGUUGCCCUUGCCGUCGGCCGUCAUGGUGAUGUGAUAUGCAAGGAAUCCCACGCCGGCCUUGGCGCGCCGCUUGACGAGUGUGGGUGGGUAUGUGUAGCCCUUCUCGAGGCAGAGCUUGAAGUUGACGGCCUUGAGCAUGGUGAGGUAGAACUCUAGGAAGCUCAUGAGGACCCGGAAAUCGACCUCGGGCGGGGUGUCCUGGGGGAACUGGUGGGGCAGCAGCCACGUGACGGCCUGGCCCAGCAGCUCAGCCUGCAGGUAGUACCCCUUCACCGACACAAACACCCUGCGCAUCGCACCCGCGCGCGCCACCAGGGCGUGGAACUCGUUGAGCAGCCGGGUGCUCUCACGGAUGCACUCGGACGGGAUCUCCUUGUCGUCACGCACAGGCAAAGCCGCGAACACGCUGACCGUCGACAGAGCGUCGUCCAGGUCGCGCAGCGCGUCGACGAGAGUGGGGUACCUCUCCUUGACCAGGUGGUGCAGCGUGUACUUGGGCUUGCGGCUGACCAGGUCCUUGGCCUUCGACUGCUGCUUCCGCCCGAGGGCCUUCUUGUACUUGCGCUGGAAGACCUUUUGCUCGCGCAGUUUGUCGAUGAGUGGCUCGUGUGAGAGGAAGAGGAUGUCCUUGCGGUGGUAGUAGGUCUUGUCGCGCCCCUUGCGCUUCUUCUUGGGGUCGCGCGGGUAGAUGCCCUUCAAGAUGCACAGCUUCCGAAAGUCGGCCAGCGACACCUGGAGCUUUCGCAGCACCUCCGCGCGAGUCAGGUAAGCCGCAGCCUCGCCCUUGGUCCCCUUCUUGACCUUCUUCAUCCUCCGGAGGAUGUACCAAUCACACCGAUCGGCCGACGAGAUGACAGAUCACGCCACAGCGGAUGACGGCCUCUCACACGACUAGGCCGACAUUCACUCCCCUCACUCCUCCUUGUCCACCAGCACGUGGG